AUGUCAUCCGAGUUCCCCAUGGAGAUUGUACGCGCUGUCGGUGUCGGUCCGGGGUCCUCCAGCAUGAGUGCAUACUGUAACGGGCUCCUAAGCUUCGCGCCCGAAGGCUUCAAGGCGUACACCGUGCAUCGUCAAGAUCAACUCACGUGUGCCGUCUCGUAUAGCGAUUGCGCGGUUGAUCCAUACAGCAAGCUGACCGACCGUUGA
Messenger RNA from Parastagonospora nodorum SN15, 207 nucleotides. RefSeq lists its product as hypothetical. The transcript is spliced from 2 exons. The coding region runs from base 1 to 207 and encodes 68 amino acids. NCBI's taxonomy places the organism in Eukaryota, Fungi, Ascomycota, Dothideomycetes, Pleosporales, Phaeosphaeriaceae. The record is from RefSeq and is a predicted model, not a curated record.